AUGUGGGGCCCGGGGCGUUACUUUCACUGUUUUUUCAGAGUGUCGGCCACCCGGAGCCACCAGAGCACCGUGGGCCGCCGGGAGGGCAAGGAGCGCUGGUAUCAGUACUGCGACGUCACGCGCACCGGCAACCGUGACCCGAACAAGCACUCUGUGGAGUCCAUGCGGAUUUUCCUGGAGGCCUACGAGCGCGGGGAGCCGCCAGAGGUGCCCAUCGCGAAGGCCUCGACGGAUUGCCGCGUGCUCCGGCUGCGCGGUGUGCCCUUCCAGGGGAGCACGGUGGACGUCGUGUCCUUCCUCUCGGACUACGGCGUAGACGAGAGCUGCGUGCGCAUGGGCUACUCCGCAGACGGCCGAAGGACAGGGGAGGCCUUCGUCGUCUUCAGCGACGCGGGGGUGGCCAUGAGAGCCCUGGACGAGAUGCAGAAGAAGGAGAUCGGCGGCAGAUACAUCGAGCUCUUCAGGUCGAACGAGGAAGAGAUGGCCGAGAACACGCACAUGCUGGGCGCGGCGGACAGCGAGACCGCCAGGAAGGAGGCGCUCGUGCAGCGCGUGAAGGGCAUCCAGCGCAGCAGCCAGGAUGGCAGGGCGCGGUGGGAGGCGUACUGCGACAAGGUCCGCACGGGCAACCGCGACCCCCUCAGGCACAGCGUGGAGUCCAUGGCGAACUUCCUCGAGGCCUACGACAGGGGCGAGGAGCCGCAGGCGCCCGAGCUCGACGGCACCGACGGCCGCGUCGUGCGGCUCCGGGGGGUGCCGUUCCAGGCCGGCGUCGAGGAAGUGGUGGCCUUCCUGGCAGACUUCCAGGUGAACCAGUCGCAGGUGUUCCUGGGGUUCGGGCCCGACGGCCGCAAGACGGGGCAGGCCUACGUCGUCUUCGACACGACCGACCUGGCCGAGAAGGCGAUCGAGGUCAUGCAGAAGCAGGAGAUCAGCGGGCGCUACAUUGAGCUCUUCAGGUCGAGCACCGACGAGCUGAAGCAGGGCACCCAGGGGGGCUUCUCCGCCGAGGUCGCCAGCGGCUCGGCCUCCGCGACUGGCGAGGGCAUGAAGGAGCAGCUCGUCGCGAACGUGAAGUUCAUCCAGCGAAGCAGCAGCACCGGGAAGGAGUACUGGGAGGCGUACUGCGACGCCCUGCAGAUGGGCACCAGGGACCCCCAGCGCCACACCGCGGAGUCCAUACGGAACUUCCUCAAGGCCUACGAGCAAGGCCUGUCGCCCGAGAAGGCGGUGGUCCAGAUCGCCAGCGAUGGCCGCGUCCUGCGGCUCCGGGGGGUGCCGUUCCAGUGCGCGGUGGAGGAAGUGGUGGAGUUUGUACGGGAGUACGGGGUGGACAGGUCGAUGGUGUCCCUGGGCCGCACGUCGGAUGGCAAGUCUACCGGCGAGGCCUUCGUCGUCUUCCCGUCGAAGGGCGCCGCCGAGAGGGCGCUGGCGGAGAAGCAGAAGCAGGAGAUCCAGGGCCGCUACAUCGAGCUCUUCCGGUCGACAUACGAAGACCGGGACCAGAGCACGGCCACGGCCGGCGGGCAGGGCUGGGACGAGAAGGACGAGCUGGUGGCCCGCAUCAAAGGGGUCCAGCGCCACGACGCCGCGGGCAAGGAGAUGUGGUACAAAUACUGUGACGACUCGAAGAUCGGGAACCGCGACCCCAGCAGGCACUCCGUGGAGUCCAUGCAAAACUUCCUCGCGGCCUACAUGCGCGGCGAGGCGCCGGCCCCGGCCAUCUCCGGCGACGGCCGCGUGCUGCGCCUGCGCGGCGUGCCCUUCCAGUGCGGCACCGCCGACGUGGUGGCCUUCCUGCAGGGCUACGGCGUGGACGAGGUGCAGGUGGCGCUGGGCCGCGGCGCGGACGGCAGGCCCACGGGCGACGCGUACGUGGUGUUCCCGUCCCUGGAGAUGGCGGAGACGGCCCUGGAGGAGAGGCAGAAGAAGGACAUCAGGGGGCGCUACAUCGAGAUCUUCAGGUCGAGCUACGACGAGUGGACGCAGGCCAUGACCGUCGUGGAGGCCGCCCCGAAGGGCAAGGACAAGGGCAAGGGCAAGGACUGGGGCUACGAUCCGUGGGCGGCGGACAAGGGCAAGGGCAAAGGCAAGGACUGGGGCUGUGGUGGCUGGGGGGACAGCGGCUGGGGCGAUUACGGAGCCAUGUACGGCAAGAUGGGACCGUACGACAAAGGGGGGAAGAUGGGACCGUACGACAAAGGGUACGACAAGGGGUACGGUAAGGGUGGGUGCGAGGCGGCACACGACUCAGGGUAUGACAAGGGGGGGAAGAAGGGCUACGACAAGGGGUACCCCAUGGAUUACGACAAGGGCUACGGCAAGGGCGCCGCCGGCGAGGUCAAGGGCGGCUGCGGCAAGGACGGCUGCAAGGGUGGCGGCUGGGAGAUGUGGGACGGCUACUCCAAGGGCAAGGCCGACUGGAGCGGCAAGGGCGACUGGAGCGGCAAGGGCGAGGGUUGGGACGGCGCUGGUGCCGCCAAAGGCUGGGCAGGGGCUCCUGGCGCGGCCGGCGCCUGGGGCCCGGAGGAGGCGAAGGGCUCGGGCAAGGCCGCAGGUCCGGACGCCUACGCGAAGGGCGGCAAGGCGCCAUACGACCCGUGGGCGCCCCCGGGUGUCGGCGGCGGCGGGGCGCCCGCAGGAGGCUGGAGCUGAUGGGGCAUGCCGCGGCCGGCCCCGUGCGCCGCUGCGGCGCCGCGGCGCCCCCGCGCCCGGCGCCCCCUCGGAAGUACGCACGACACCAGACAAUUGCUCGGGGAAUGGGCGUCUUUUGCGCUGUCAAGUAGACGACAGUGAUAUGGCUGCGCCGCGCAACGGCGGUGGCGGAUACGAUUGUGGCCGCAAAAGGUUUUGAGGACCUGCCCUCGCGGGCGCGCGCUGGGGCGGCGGCGGUGGCAGCUUACGCCGCGUUCCGCCUUUGGCGCGCCCGCGCGUUGCCGGCCGCGAGCAGCUUCGGCGAUGUCUGCAUGCGGCGGAGACCUCGGUCGCAUGUCCUAGGCAGAGGGAACGUCCUCCCACCUCUGGCGACUCGGAGAAAUCGCGCCGGAGGUUUGUCGUGCAGCUUCCAGACUCUGGAACUCCUUCUCGAACGGUUCCCUCUCUGAUGCCCUCGCCGUGCUUUUCCUCUCUCUCUCUUCGCCCUCCUGCCAUCGCCCUGUGUCACUCGUCCAUCGCGCCUGGUGCGAGGAGGCGAUCGGAGGCUGCUGCCCCCCCGCACCGCCCGAGCUGUCGCGGAGGCGCUCGGCCCAUUGCUUGGAGAGGACGCUGCGCCGCUCGUUUGUCAGAAAA
Molecule: messenger RNA, 3288 nt
Organism: Prorocentrum cordatum
Lineage: Eukaryota; Dinophyceae; Prorocentrales; Prorocentraceae
Source: the annotation of a GenBank genome assembly